CAGCCUGAGGUAUCACAGUUGUUAGGUAACUCCCAAGCUCUACCAAGAACUUUGAGACUAACCUGGGAUAGGUGAAGUGCCCUCUCCACACCUCAGAUUCUUUUUCUGUAAACAGGAGCACCGUCUGCUCGGGGUGUUAGCAAAAUCAGAGACCACCAGAACGCACUUGGUACCUAGCAGGCCCUCGCGGUGUGCAGUGGGGCUGCGUGGGGAGGAGUGCAGCUCUGACUCCACGUCCUUCCUGCCUGCCCCUGGGAAGGGAGCACAGCUCCCCAGCUUCACCUGCAGCCCCGCAGGGCCGCCCCGGGAAGUGCUCAGUAAACGGAGGACCACAGAGCCGGGAGCCUGGGUUCACUUUUCUCUCAGAACAAAAGGACGCUUGGCUAUAACAGGAACAUUUUCCAGUUCUCUCUUUUUCUUUUCAUUCUUAAGUAGCUUGAAUCACUUCAGCUUUCCAGGCCAGUCCAGGAGUUGGCCUCUAGAUGUCCUCAGGGGCUGCAGGAGCCGGGCCGGGCGAGGUGCCUACUGUCCUCCCCAGGCACGCGGGGGUGCAGGACUCCCACCGGAAGCAAGUGGUCCACCUGCUGGGCAUGCUGGACACGGUGGGCCAGGAGGAGUACAGCGCUAUGCAGGCCCAGUACACGUGCACCCGGGAGGGCUUCCUCUGUUUGCCAUCAACGAUGCCAAGUCCUUCAAAGGCCAGAUCCUUCGAGGACAUCCGCCAGUACAGGGAGCAGAUUGAGUGGUUGAAGGAAUCGGACGACAUGCCCAGGGUGCUGUUGGGGAACAAGUGUGACCUGGCCACGUGUACCGUGGAGUGUUGGCAGGCCCAGGACCUGGCCCGCAGCUAUGGCAUCCCCUACAUGGAGACUUCGGCCAAGAAGUGCCAGGGCGUGGAGGAUGCCUUCUACAAGCUGGAGCACAAGAGCCGGCAGCAUCAGGCGAGCAAGCUGGGCCCGCCUGCCCCACGGGGGUGGCCUGGGCUGCCUGAGCUGCAGGGCCUGCUCUCCCGACUGAGGCACAGGCGACAGGCGUGGAAGAGGCACCAGCAGGGAGGAUGCAGGGAAGGAAGCUCCGGCCCGCCCAGUUUGCACACGUAACAGCUCAGUCUCUGGGAUGCACGGCCUGUGGGUUUUCACACAAGGGUGGGGCCGCCGCAUCCGCGCUCCAGCCUCGCAGCCCCGGCAGCCACUGCUCCUUAUCCUCCCGGGGUUGCGCCUUUUCCAGAACGUCCUGUGAAUGGAGUCAUACGUGGGUCUGGAUUCUUUCAUUUAGCAAAACAAGUCUAAGACUCACCCGUGCUUUGAGUGAAUCAAUAGCUGGUUCCCUUGUGUCCCUGAAUCGUAGUCCGUUUCAUGGAAUUCCACGGUUUUUCCAUUCCCUCUUUGAAGAUCAUCUUGGUUGCUUCCAGUUGUUAACGAUCAUGAGCAGAGCAGUGAAGAUUGCAUGCAGGUUUUAUGUGGAUGUAUGUUUUCAAGUCCUUUGGGUAAAUCCGAAGGAGCAUGAUUGCUGAGCACAUGGUGAGCACAUGUGUGCGGUUUUGUAAGAAACGGUCAAGCUGUCUCCCACGGUGGCUGCGCCAUAUGCAUCCCCACCGGUGCUGGACGGGAGUUCCUGUUGCUCCACGUCCUCGCCAGCACUUUGCUUCUUAUUCUGCACGAGUCUUUCAUUAGGUAUACGAUUAGCAAAUCUUUUCUCCCAGUCUGUAGCUUUUUCAUUCUCUUAACUGUGUCUUUUGCAGAAUGACAGUUUUACAUUUAGAUACGGUUGUACUUGUCGCUGCUUUCCAUCAUGCUUUUAUUAAAGUUCCUUACUCAUGGAACUCAUGAGUUUCUGAUGUUUUUCUGAUCUGGCAAAUGCACAAGGGCCAACGGAGGGCUCCAAGCUCAUGCUCUUCCCACCUGUAGAGGAUGCUGUCACCUCCAUGCUCUUAGCUUUAACAGUGUGUUCAUGGUACCUGAUGAUCCCCAACCAGAACCCUCUGAGAUUCCUCGACCUUCCCUCAUAGCUGUGACCUCGCUGCUGAGGUGAGACGGACACGGUGACAUUGAUUUGGUGCCAAUGUGCACAUCUCUUAGGAGCGAGGUGAACAAGCAUAUUUUAUCAUUCCUUCCUUUUUUUUGUGAACUCUCCCUUAUCAUUUCUCAUAUUUUUGCCUUGUAAGAAAUUGAUUUGUAGAAAGUUCUCACCCAUUAAGGGCAUUAGAACUGUAAAUAUUUUCCCCCAGUUUCAUAGUAUCUUUGAGUUUGAUUAGGGAUUUUCCCCCAUGCAGAUACUUGAUUUUCAUGUGGUUGAAUCAGCCAGUUUUUAAAGUGGAAUCUAGGAUUUUGUCUGACUUAGAAAGGCUUUUGGUAAUUACGGUAGCAUUAGUGUAACCUUUAUCUAUGUCUUGUAGCUGGCGUGCCUAGUCCCUCUUUCACGCGUUUACAGGGUUUUCCCAGCAGUUCUCGCUUAGUUACUCUGCAUGUGAACUUUCGAAUCAGCUCCUCUAAGUCCCGAAACAGCUGGCACGACAUCUUCUUGGGGCUCCUCCAUGUCACCGACUCAGGUCGCGCACGUCCUCAGGGCACGGCACCCCGUGUGGUCUCUGACUCCCCCCCACACCCGGUCGUGGUGAGGGGUCGGCAGGCUGGGCACGUGGUCAAGUUCCUGCAAGGAGGGCCCUCGGGGGUCUGUAACUUCUCAGAACUAAGACCCCACUAAAGCACAGCAAUGUGAAUAAGGCCCUGCGUGGGCACCACACCAGCCUCCCUGUGCUGUCGGCCUGGUUCCACCACGUCACCUGGCGUAGGUGUCCCCCUCCAGCUCUGGCUCCCGAGGAGGCCUGUGCGUGCCUGGGGUGGGGUGGGGGGCGUCCCACUCCUCCUCUGAACCCAGAGGAGCUGGAGCAGAUGGGUGCUCCCCAGAUUUGCCCCCCAACUCCGUCUAGGAGUGGCUGGGGGUACAGACUGAGGGGCGGGGGCACGAGCUCCAGGACUGCCCAGAAGGGCAGGAAUCAGCAGACUUUCCCAUCCGUCACCCCUGCCUUCCGUCCUCAUGACAGGAAGGGCCGGAGCCCAAGCCAACGGGACUGGGUGGACCCUCCAUGCCAGGCGCCCCUGACCAGUCCCAGUGGUCGAGGUGGCUGGGGACCGGGGACGUGAACCCACCACUCGCUGUCAGCUUCUGCCCCGCAGUCAGGGUGUCAGGUGGGGCCCCAUAGGACAGGAAACAGGACAAAAUUGGAAAUGACUGUGGCCUCGGCCGGUUCUGGCCCACAGCCCUCCCCCUGCGCAGCCCCCGACCCACAGGGACGGGACGGGCAGCGACAGCCCAGGCCUUCACUCCCCAGGGGCAGGGACGAGGGCCGGCACCCCCAGGGCCCGGACCCUGCUCAGCCGGCCCUCUCCUGCCGCCUGCUCCCGCCCUUGAACCCUGGCCCCAGCACAGCAGCCACCCUGGCCUGGAGACCCCACGGGCCACGGACCCCGUCCAUCCUGUCCCACCUCUGGGCGUCUAAGCCUCCUCCCUGGAGGGAAGGAGAAAUAAAACUCCCUGUUUGCAUAGGACAUGGUUGACUUUAGAAAAUUACAGGAUAUCGACAAAAACACGUGUAGAAAGACAGAGAGGGCUCAGCAAACCCAUAUAUGUGGCAACGGGUGCCUCCCUGCUGACAAGGAUCAAUGGCGUGGAAACCAAAGACACUGUACCGGCUACAGUCACGCCCCGGAAAAUAAGAUAUUGAUAUAUACAUAUAACCGAAUCACUUUGAUGUAUACCUGAAACAUUGUAAAUCAACUAUACUUCAAUUUUUAAAUAAGAGCAAAAAAAAAAAACAAAUCUAAAAGCCAGCAAAACCCAAUUCUCUGUGGUGAUAUACACAGAGUCAGGGCAUACUAAACACUGGUGUGAUUCAUGACAGACAGCCACUGUCUCUGGCCUUUGGGGAGGGGCGGGCUGGAGACUUGAGCUCUCUUGGAAAAGCUUGGGGGGUAGGUAUGUGGAUGUCUGUUGUGUGAGUCUUCAUAGUUUUGCAUCUCUUAAAUUUUGCAUAGUGAAAUGUGGAACAUCAGACGAAACUGGGAGUGGGUCAAGGGAACAGCAGCCGAGUAGCUGGCUGGUCUUUCAUUUUUCACCGGAUGAGGUCACCUGCUGCCUGCUCAGUACUGCCCAGGCAUAGGGUCUCUGGGAAAUCACAGUUUGGAAUUAAAGAUGAGCGUGAAACUACCUCUAUUCCCUUUUCCAAAAUGUUCAGCAGAAAUUUGGGUCCAGGCACCAAAGCUCUAUUACUUGGGGGAAGAGUUUGCAGAGACGUACUGACUGUAUGGGAGCUCUCUUGUAAGCACGGUCUGAAAGCAAACAGCCCACAGACUCCAGUCUUUCAGGGGUGCUUAGCAAAUUAAGGAGUGAAAGCUGGGUUUUUGGAAGUAGGUUUUAAAGACUGUAUUUCUUGGAGUAGUCCCAUAAAGUGUAUAUUUGUUGCAGUGUGGCAGUGUCUAAAAAUUGAAAUCAGUGUAAAUGUCCAGGAGGAAACAGUAGUUAACCCCAGGUCCAUCCUUCUUAGGAAAUAGCACAGUCAUCAACAAGAGGGCGAGAAUUACAUGCACGACAUGGAAGGAUGGCCAGGUUAUGUCAUGAACUAACAAAAGCAAGUUUGGAAGAGUUUAAAUUCCCCAAAGUAGAAUUGCUGGGUUAAAAGAUGUGUGCAUCCACACUUGUUUUGGUGGCUACAAUUUAAAAAAAACUCGAAAAUAACAAGUGUUGACAAGGGUGUGGAGAAAAUGCAACCCAACAAAAUGCACUGUUGGUGGGAAUGUAAAAUCAUGCAGCUGCUGUUUUUGGUGAUUCCUCAGAAAGCUAAGUGUAGAGUUACUGUAUGAGCCAGCAAUUCUGCUCCUAGGUGUGUAUCCAAAAGAACUGAUAGCAGGGAAUCCAACAGAUACUCAUCCAACCAUGUCCAUUGCAGCACCAUUCACAAUAGCCAAAAGGUAAAAACAACCCUCGUGUCCAUCCUCAGAUGUACGUGGUCCAUCCAUUACAAUGGAAUACUAUUCAGCCUUAAAAAGGAAGGACAUUCUGACACCUGCUACGCCAUGGAUGAAACCUGAAGAUAUGCUGAGUGAAAGAAAC
Messenger RNA from Delphinapterus leucas (beluga whale), 5109 nucleotides. Lineage: Eukaryota; Metazoa; Chordata; Mammalia; Artiodactyla; Monodontidae. The record is from RefSeq and is a predicted model, not a curated record.